Messenger RNA from Anguilla rostrata (American eel), 3008 nucleotides. It is a transcript of the gene usp21, whose product is annotated as ubiquitin specific peptidase 21. The transcript is spliced from 13 exons. Gene Ontology annotation, biological process: protein deubiquitination. NCBI's taxonomy places the organism in Eukaryota, Metazoa, Chordata, Actinopteri, Anguilliformes, Anguillidae. The record is from RefSeq and is a predicted model, not a curated record. Gene Ontology annotation, cellular component: cytoplasm. Bases 880 to 2112 code for a protein of 410 amino acids. Gene Ontology annotation, molecular function: cysteine-type deubiquitinase activity.
ACUUUUGCAAUGACAAAUAUAUGGAAUGUAUUGGUAAUAUGACAUUCAUGGCUUAAUGUUGCACAGUGUAUAUGUUUAGUAUUAUGAAUGUGAAUUUUUAGUAAUAAUUUAGUAAUAAACACAGUGAUAUGUGGGUAAUUGUUUUGUGUGCUGAGACUCAGAUGGAUAGGCUAAUUUUGUCAUACUGGUCUGGAUUCAAAUCCAGGAUUUUGCAUAAAAACUUGUUUACCAACAGUUCCUUUACUGUUCUUUGUUCGUUAUCCGGUGGUACUUUGUCCCAAGGACAAACGCUUGAUCUUGAUUGAUCUCCCGUUUAAUGCUUGCAUUAAGCUAUCUAUGCCUUUACUGUAUUUAACCGAACUGGAUUAGGGAAUCGUUAGUGUAACCUACACGGUUCUUUGUUAGUAUUCAAUAAUUGGCUCUUAAUGCCUGCGGUUGGGUUUGAACUCGUAUUAAGACUGAUUGUGCCACGUCCUUCAAAUGGAGACGUGUGGUCAAGAAUAAACUGAAAGGGUGCAGAGGACGAGAUUAGAGCAGAUUAAAGUCUAGUAUUCGUCUGAAUUUGCGCGGACCAAGAGCGACUAGAACAGCGACAGUGAAACGACAGGAAGAGAGCUUUGGGCUACUAUUGGAAUUUGAGGAUGCCUUCCUGACCCUCGUUAUUUCUACAAAAUAAAUGUAAAUGUGGUGGGAAAGAACCGUCCAAUUGACAGAGUUUUAUGAUGGGGUUUUCUCCCAGCUGCGCUUCUUUGGUGACCGUUCAAUUGCACACAUGACGACUACCGGCCUCGGGUACAACCUAAACCGAACAGAAACGGAAGAGGAGUAAAGAACUUCCCUUCACAAUUUGGCGUGUCUGAUUGGCAUAAGCCAAAGGAGAUGCCGGACGGAGGUGCGACAACCGUGGAAAUCUCCUGCCAGGCCCUGUGUCGCACCUUGGUCACCAGUAACGGGAUUCAGCAAGAAGACGUGGACAUCUCUAAGUCGGUGCUGUAUACAUCUCUGAUGGGGCUACUCCUGGUCGCCGACAAAGAGAGUGAAGUCAGUCUAGAUCUUGGCAGCGGACAGGUUGGGCUUCUCAAUGUGGGAAACACAUGCUUCCUUAACUCUAUAGUGCAAUGUUUGUGCCACACUCAUGGUCUGAGAGAUUACUGCCUGACCAAGACCUACCAAAAGGAAAUGGGCUCCAGCAAAGAACCAAAAUUAAUGAACGCGUUCACCCAGGUGCUGGCAGACCUGUGGGACGCCAACGGAUCUGAUGCCCCUGUCAAUCCUGGACAGUUUUACAAUAUCUUCAAAGAAUCUGUGCCUUACUUUAGUGGCUACAGUCAGCAGGACGCGCAGGAGUUCCUCCGCUUUCUGCUGGAUCGGCUGCACUCUGAAAUCAACCGCUGCCCCCCUCACCUGUCCCCACGAACUGCCCCCCAGGACUACGGCUACGCAAAGAUCAGAAUGGAAGAGGAAGCAGAUAAGAUGUGGGCCAGAUACCUUGAAAGAGAUGAUAGCAAAAUUGUGGAUCUUUUCUCAGGUCAGCUACGCAGUUCCCUCCAUUGCUCUGUCUGCUCGCACUAUUCCACUACCUUUGAUGUCUUCUGUGACCUGUCACUGCCCAUUCCCAAGAAGAGUGUUUCUGGGGGCAUUGUUUCACUGAAGGACUGCCUUGAGCUCUUCUCCCAAGAAGAAAAUCUUGAUAAGGAGGAUGCACCCAUGUGUGAGAGGUGUGGCAGAUGCACAGAGAGCACCAAGAGGUUGACCAUUCAGAGGUUUCCACGAGUCAUUGUCCUGCACCUGAACCGUUUCACCACGUCGAGGUACUCCAUCUGCAAAAGUACCGCAGCUGUGUCCUUCCCUCUGACACGGCUGGACCUGGGCCCCUACGGACCAGUGGGCACUGGUAAUGAUGUCAUUGACCAGUCCUGUAUAACCUGUAUGCGGUAUGUAACCACUCCGGCACCGUCAAUAUGGGUCACUACACUGCCUACUGUCUGGAGAAGUCUGACUGGUACUGCUACAAUGACUCCAGGGUCACGCCCAUCUCUGAAUCCCAUCUCCAGUCCAAUCAGGCCUAUGUACUUUUUUAUCAGCUGGACGCCAGCAACUGCAGCGCACUGAGAAAGUGAUCACCUCUGUAGGAUUUGAAUGCGGACACAUCACCUGGACAACACCAUGCAGUUCCAGGAAAAACUUCUGCAAUAAAUUGAAUGUGAGAUGGAUAGGUGCACUAGUGAGUGGAUAGAACCAGCUCUAUUACAGGUCCCUGUCUAAGAUAUGUGAGUGGGUCCUUGGUGCAGGUAGAGAGAAAUGGAAGACAAAAAAUGGAUGGAAAUGUGUGAAAAAAUGUCAAUGAGAGGUGGAAUAAGGAGAAGAGGCUGAGAGUAUGUGAAAAUGAAAUAAAGUACAGAGAGAAUACAAUGAAUGGGGAGAGAUAGAAGGAGAAAGGAAUGUGAACUGAAAAGUGACAUUCAAGACGGAGUGGACUGACCUGACAAAACUCCAAGAAUAUUGGUUAAACCUCAUUCUGAAUGACACUAUAACUGUCUGAAGACUGGUUUGGAGCAAACUCACUAAAACUGGAGAGCAUUUGUGUUUUUGCGAAAGUAGAGAAAAUAGCAUUCUAAGGGUGGUGUAUUCAGCGAAAGCACUGUUUCUCAGUGGAGCAAUGUGCCCCACAGCUGGAACUGAACCCUGACACUGCCACUGCUGAAUGUACUGUAACAGGAGAUGCACAGCACAACAUAUAAUUGGAUUAAACGUCACCUGGUUGCCUGUAUGAGCUGUGCAUGAAGCACAGUAGUUCCUCCAGUGCAACUAAGCUGCUCAGGCUGAUGAAUUGUGCAGGGAAAAGAGAUGGCAGCUGGUAGAACAUUCUUUACAGGACAGAUGCUAGUGUGUGGCCUCCUGAAAUUGACAGAAUGUAUAGUUAUAGUAAUGGAACAAUCAGGAUAGAGUAUUCCAUGUUACAGACUAAAAUAUAAAAUGUAAGAAUAAAGAAAAUAGUACCAACCUAA